AUGUCUAGUUGCAAAGGGAAAGUUAUAACAGUGCAAGGCAUUGUAGACCCAUCUAGCUUGGGUGUGGUACUCACUCACGAGCAUCUUUAUGCGCAAGUGCCCUUUUUCUACUCCCCACCAAAGAGCAGUCUUUCACAGAAAUUAUUAAAUGCUCCAUUUGAGAUGAAGAACUUGUACUGGAUACGUCAAAAUCCGUACACCCAUGUUCCUAAUCUAACUCUCUAUGGGGAGCUGGAUGCUGUGACUGAAGAACUGAAAUUCUUUAAGGAAAAUGGUGGAGGAACCAUUGUGGAAAACUCAACAGUAGGGCUUCACUCAGACACCCUCUACUUGAAGCAUCUGUCAGAUUCUACUGGGGUGAACAUUGUCUGUGGUACAGGAUUCUAUGUUGAAACAGCCCAAGAAGACCUGGUACGCAGUUACAAUGAAGAAAAAAUGGCAGACAAGAUGAGACAUGACAUACUUGAAGGAGUCGACGGUGUUAGAUGUGGCAUCAUUGGUGAAAUCGGUACAUCAUGGCCAGUGACAGAGUUUGAAAAGCGAUCACUAAGAAGCAGCGCACAGGUACAAGAGGAGCUUGGAUGUCCAGUCAUUAUCCAUCCUGGUCGAAAUGAACAGGCACCAAGUGAAGUUGUGAGAUUAUUUCAGGAGGCAGGAGGGAAGGCAGAGCAUUCCGUCAUGUCUCAUCUUGAUAGGACAUUUUUUGACAUGUCUACUUGGUUAGAGUUUGCCGAGCUGGGGUCCUACAUUGAGUUGGACUUGUUUGGUACAGAAGUGUCCUACUACCAACUGAAUGAAGCCGUAGACAUCCCCAGUGAUGCCCAGAGAAUCCAGACAAUUAAAAACCUGCUUGAUGAAGGAUAUGAAGAUAAGAUUGUUCUGAGUCAUGACAUACACACAAGACAUAAACUGAUAAAAUAUGGAGGUCAUGGCUACUCUCAUAUAUUACUCAAUGUUGUACCCAAGAUGCUUCAGAGAGGAAUAACCCAAGAUCAAGUGGAUAAGAUGAUCAAGUUCAACCCCCAAAAGUGGCUUCAGUUUUUCAAGUGA
This is a messenger RNA of Candidula unifasciata, 1050 nucleotides long. Lineage: Eukaryota; Metazoa; Mollusca; Gastropoda; Stylommatophora; Geomitridae. The record is from the annotation of a GenBank genome assembly.